Messenger RNA from Cebus imitator (Panamanian white-faced capuchin), 1018 nucleotides. Its product is annotated as cytochrome c oxidase subunit 5A, mitochondrial-like. Gene Ontology annotation, cellular component: mitochondrial inner membrane. NCBI's taxonomy places the organism in Eukaryota, Metazoa, Chordata, Mammalia, Primates, Cebidae. The record is from RefSeq and is a predicted model, not a curated record. Gene Ontology annotation, biological process: mitochondrial electron transport, cytochrome c to oxygen. Bases 1 to 834 code for a protein of 277 amino acids. The transcript is spliced from 3 exons.
AUGCACAGGCGCCAAGGUCACCUGAACAAGCAGUUGCUUGUGUGGACCCAGGCUCUGGUUUCUGGUGGGCCUGAGCAAUUCUUGCUCAGGGAACUCAUUCUUACCUUGCAAUUUGGACAAAGAGUUCUGCUGGAUAUCACUGGUGUUCAAGAGAUCCAGGAUCCCAAAGGGCAUAUGGCAGUUCUAGUUUUUUCCAUCCAUGCUCAAAAGCUGUUUGGUUUUGGAGAUUUGGCACUGUGCUUUGAUGAUAGUGUUGUACCAACAUACAAUAAUUUUCAUCGUGCGCCUGUGCGUGAGUCCGGCCCCCGCCGCUUGCGAGCCACCUGCGAGCUCACACCGGUUUCUCUCUCCAACCUCUGCUCGCGGGCCCCCAUCGCAGUCAUACUGGGCGCCGCUCUCCGCCGCUGCACUGUGGCCUCAACCGCCCGGGCCGGCCCUCGAGGCCUCCCGCACUCCGCCCCGACCCCCGGCCCCGCCGCGGCUAUCCAGUCAGUUCGCUGCUAUUCCCAUGGGUCAAGUGAGACAGAUGAGGAGUUUGAUGCUCGCUGGGUAACAUACUUCAACAAGCCAGAUAUAGAUGCCUGGGAAUUGCGUAAAGGGAUAAACACACUUGUUACCUAUGAUCUGGUUCCAGAGCCCAAGAUCAUUGAUGCUGCUUUGCGGGCAUGCAGACGGUUAAAUGAUUUUGCUAGUACAGUUCGCAUCCUAGAGGCUGUUAAGGACAAAGCAGGACCUCAUAAGGAAAUCUACCCAUAUGUCAUCCAGGAACUUAGACCAACUUUAAAUGAACUGGGAAUCUUCACUCCAGAGGAACUGGGCCUUGACAAAGUGUAAACCCGAUGGAUGGGCUUCCCAAGGAUUUAUUGAUAUUGCUACUUGAGUACUUGAGUGUAAACAGUCACCUGGAAAUACUGAAGAUAACAUAUUACCUUAUUUGAACAAGUUUUCCUUUAUUGAGUAUGAAGCCAUGUAAUGGUAACCUGUACUUUAAUAAAAGGGAAAUGAGUUCGAACUUAAA